Messenger RNA from Linnemannia hyalina, 1854 nucleotides. The record is from the annotation of a GenBank genome assembly. NCBI's taxonomy places the organism in Eukaryota, Fungi, Mortierellomycota, Mortierellomycetes, Mortierellales, Mortierellaceae.
AUGGAGCCCCCGACAUUCAAUCGACGCCUUGGGCAAUUCAGAACUGUGAUUGAUAUCGAAAAGGGCUACAGUGAGCCCGACCAACAAUACUCGCCCUCGGCUCGCACGACUGUCGGUGCUCCUCUCGGCGGUCUCAAAAAACUCUUCGACCACACAACAGAUCCUAUCGUCAGCGGGCGCUACACAAUCAACCUUCGCCGCCUCUUCGUCCUACUACUGAUCCUCAUAGGCAUGAUUACACUAUGGUUCGUGGCCAUUCUCCCAGAACACUCUGCGGAAGGAACGGACUCGCUCAUCCAGAACGCUGAUGGAAUCACUAAUCAGGAUCGUUUGAACAAUAAUGAGGACCAUGUCAGCCCUCAUACUGGAGCUCAGGAUUCUGCUACGUAUAGAUAUGAGCGUGUUCGCGGCAAGGGUGCUAGGACCAGUUUGAAAAAGAUUCAGUUCAAGUUCCCUCCAGAGUCGGACCAGGAUCGAUUGCAACGAGAGAGCCGUUUACAAGCUGUUAGAGAUGGAUUCGAGCACGCCUGGACAGGUUAUAAGGAUCAUGCAUGGGGACACGACGAAGUCAGUCCCGUCAGCGGAGGAUACAAAGACAACUUCAACGGCUGGGGUGCAACAAUGAUCGACAGUUUGGAUACCCUUGUCAUUAUGGGCUUUAACAAGGAAUUUGACGAGGCGCUGGAAUGGGUCAAGACAAAGUUUACCAUGACCAACAACCCUACCAUCCAGCUUCCGUUCUUCGAGACCAUCAUUCGCUACAUGGGAGGAUUCCUUGGUGCCUAUGAUCUGACAGGAGAAAAGGUUCUGCUGGACAAGGCUGAGGAGCUCGGAAAGUACACUUUAAACGCUUUCCAGGGAUCGGAUUUCCCCAAUAGUCACUUUACCAUCGAUCCUUCGUUUAGCGGCCGUGAUGAGUCCUUUGUGCUUGCCGAGAUCGGAACUUUGCAGCUAGAAUUUUCUCGUCUUUCGAAGCUGACUGGGAAUCCCAUCUACGAUCAAAAGGCCCGCAAAAUCUUCGACAUCUUGGGUACCGCUAUGCCCGAGAUCCCUGGGUUUCUCCCUCCUAAUGUCCAAGAUGGUGAAGGUCUCAAGUAUUCUAACUUCCAGGCAUCUGUCGGCGGUAUGGUUGACAGUUACUAUGAGUAUCUUCUCAAGGAAUGGAUCCUGUUGGAUGGAAAGGCAACCAAGUACAAGGAAAUGUUCGAGGAAGCCGUGUCCUCGAUUAAGAAAUACAUGGUCAUGACCCCAGAAGAUGGAUCGAAGGACUAUGUUAUUUUGGGCCAAGUUAACUCUACAUCCAAGACAGUCGAACCUGACAUGGGACAUCUGGCUUGCUUCAUGUCAGGCUCGUUGGCAAUGGGAUCAAAGUACUUUGGUCGCUCUGAAGAUCUGCUUCUGGCCAGACAAGUUGCUCAAGGAUGUUACCUUGGAUACCACCACUCUGCCUCCGGAUUGGCACCAGAGGCCGCAAGGUUCACUGAGUCGAGUCAACCUGGCAAGUUUGUUACAGACCCCCAGCACUUUUUCAGCCAGUACCGUAGCCGCAUGGAAUACAUUCUCCGACCAGAAACUUUGGAAAGUCUGUGGAUUUUGUACCGCCUUACGGGGGAGAAGAAGUACCAGGAUCAGGCGUGGGAGAUCUUCCAGUCGUUGGAGAGAAGCUGCCGUACUUCUAUUGCUUACACUGGUCUCACGAACGUCAACAAUGUCCACUCUAAGGAUAACAAGAUGGAGAGCUUCUUCUUGGCAGAGACAUUGAAGUAUUUGUAUUUGAUAUUCUCAACCCCGGAUGUGAUCUCGCUGGAUGACUUUGUCCUUAACACUGAGGCACAUCCACUUCUUAGAACCUAG